AUGGCUUCCAAGAACGGAACAAAGCAGAAAAAUCAACUAGACGUUGUUCCACACAGUGCCUUCCGUUGGACAGCAUAUAAUCUAAAUCGCUGGCAACAAAUUUUGGCGCAGGUGAAACACCGAAACAAAUCAGUUAAUCGACGCGAUACAAAAAAGAAAUACGAUUGCAAUCAUUGCAAAAGUCGGUUCGUACAUCUUUCCGGUUUGGAGCUCCAUAAGAAAAAGUUUCACACUGAUGAAAAUUCGACGCCUGAAACAUCCGAACAGCUCGCAAAGGAGCUGCACUUUGCCAAUGCCAUUAAGUGCGUCAACUGUGGAGCGGUCUUCGCCAACGUAGACCAGUUUGAACGCCAUAGCAGGAUGCUCCAUUGGGAUGAUUUGUGGUCUUCGGUACCAUUGGACUGUGAGGACCGGUGGGGUGUCGCUUUCCGGAGCCAACUGCGCAUCAUAGUGAUGGGUAUCGCAUACAUCUGCGAAUUUUGUGACAUAAGGUUCGCAGACCAGCAGUCACUUUUUAAUCAUGAAGCAUUGCAUGAUCCGACCGAUGGUUUCCAAUGUGUACUUUGUCAGACCAACGUGAACACCUUGGAUGAUAUCUUGGCCCAUCGGUUGAGCGAGCCAGAAGAAUUGAAACAGCAAUACGUCGGUGAGAUUCCAAACGUGGCAAAUGUUUACUGCUGUAAAAUUUGCAAGACCUCCUUCGCUUCACUGCAAUUGCUGUACGAACAUCGGUACUCGAUGGAUCAUCAUUUUCCACGAAAAUCAAAAUCAUUUGUAACCGGGAAUGCGGAUAUCGAUAGUGAGCUGAUAGAUAAUUGCGCCUACUGUGGUUACAUUGCCAAUCGUGCAAAUAAGUUACGGAUGCACUAUAACACAAAUCACGCUAAGGACCCUUGCGAACCACUGAAGCCAAUAAUUUUGGCCGGAGAAAAUUCAAACUCUCCCACCCAGCUGGGGUCGGAUGAAGAGAAAACACAGCGCCCGUAUUUAUGCGACGUAUGUGGUAAAACGUAUACGCAGUCCAGCCACUUGUGGCAGCAUUUGCGCUUCCACAAUGGCGUACGCCCAUUCGUCUGCCCGCGAGAACCGUGUACUCGUAGCUUCACCAUCCGGCCGGAUUUGAACGACCAUAUCCGCAAGUGCCACACCGGUGAACGACCGUACGAAUGUGAAACAUGCGGCAGACGCUUUCUGACAGGCUCGGUCUACUAUCAGCACCGGCUGAUACAUCGUGGUGAUCGGCGGUACGCCUGUCCGGACUGUGAUAAACGGUUCUACCGGGCAGAUGCGCUCAAGAAUCACCAACGUAUACACACCGGCGAGAAACCGUACGCGUGCGACAUGUGUGAUAGAAAAUUCCGACAGCGUGGAGAUCGCGAGAAACACGUGCGCGUUAAGCACAUGAAGUUCCGUUAGAUUUGCGUUCAUAAUCCUACAAUUAAUUAUCAAUUUUGAAUCAACGACGAUGGUGUGCGCAGUACCCUGUUACCUAUCAAAGUUGUUAAAUACUAGAUUUACUUGAGCAGGAGGUUAAAUUAUUCAACUUAUUGUAUGGUUAUUAAUCAUUAAUUUCAAAUUUAUUGCGAUGUAAAAAGCAUCCGUUCUAUAGGAUAAUUUAAUAAAGCAUAAAUAAAAU
Anopheles coustani is the source of this 1636-nucleotide messenger RNA. Its product is annotated as testis-specific zinc finger protein topi-like. The record is from RefSeq and is a predicted model, not a curated record. The transcript has a single exon. Lineage: Eukaryota; Metazoa; Arthropoda; Insecta; Diptera; Culicidae. Bases 1 to 1416 code for a protein of 471 amino acids.